Molecule: messenger RNA, 4391 nt
Organism: Phyllostomus hastatus (greater spear-nosed bat)
Lineage: Eukaryota; Metazoa; Chordata; Mammalia; Chiroptera; Phyllostomidae
Gene: ARPP19
Product: cAMP regulated phosphoprotein 19
Exons: 4
Coding region: 67-405 (112 amino acids)
Cellular component (GO): cytoplasm
Molecular function (GO): protein phosphatase inhibitor activity
Source: RefSeq, a predicted model, not a curated record
CUUUGAAGGAAGAAAGGAAGUGCUUCUGCGUAGCUGAGCCGGACGGGCGGUGGAAGAGGGAGCAGUAUGUCCGCGGAAGUCCCCGAGGCAGCCUCCGCGGAGGAACAGAAGGAAAUGGAAGAUAAAGUGACUAAUCCAGAGAAAGCUGAAGAAGCAAAAUUAAAAGCAAGGUAUCCUCAUCUGGGACAAAAGCCUGGAGGUUCAGAUUUCUUAAGGAAACGAUUACAGAAAGGGCAAAAAUAUUUUGAUUCUGGGGAUUACAACAUGGCUAAAGCAAAAAUGAAGAACAAGCAACUUCCUACUGCAGCCCCGGAUAAGACAGAGGUCACUGGUGAUCACAUUCCCACUCCACAGGACCUUCCUCAACGGAAGCCAUCCCUUGUUGCUAGCAAGCUGGCUGGCUGAUUAAAAGAGCUGAACUGCAUGCAUCUUCUAAUUGCCAUUGUUUUCCCUUAAUAUGUUACUUCCCCGCUUUUUAUUUUGUUUUAUUCACUAAGUCAUUUGAGAGUGACAGCUUUGCAGGUAGUGGUAGUGUGUGCUGCUAUUAUAAGGGAAGAUACAUGUGUAGAGUUUUUGAUUAGCUUAACAGUGCACUGAUGGAGAGAACAUGUUAGAGCAACAUAAAGUAAUCUACUUGAAAAUAAUUGUAUAUAUUACCUAACUCCUAGUGUAGGACUGGUCAUAACAAACUACCAAGCAAGUUUUACAAUUUUAAUGUUUUGGCUUUCUUUAAUUCAUCCUAAUUAUAGCUUUGUGUGUUACUCUUAUUUAAUUAACCUUUACUGUAUUGAUUUCUUCUGUAUCUUCCUUUUGGAUUUUAUAAAACAGAAGUUUAAGACCACAAGUUGGAAGAAAGGUCACAUAUUUCAAACACCAAUAGAUGGGGCUCCAAAAGAUUUGUAUUUCUGUGCUUGAACUUGAAUGGCCUUAAACCUGAUUCAGCUUUAACAAUAGAAGUUUACUUGGGCAAUAUUUGCCCAUUCUGGUGUAACUUAUGUGACCCUAGUGCUUAACAGCUGCCAUUGAAGCUAAUGUUCUCCUUCAGUUAUAUAGUUACAAUACCUUUUGUUGUUAAAGAUAUGAAUGAAGUAUGCAUGUGCAUCGACUGUUGAAUUCACUUUUGUGCCAUUUUUGUAAAUACAGUAGUUUUGCACAACCUCUCCCAAAUGUCUGUAUUAAUUUCACAUAUUAAAAAAUAGAUGAUGUGCCAACCAGAAGCACAAAAGUUCCUACACAAAACUCUGUAUGCCAUUAGAGCUUUUGUAAAGUAAGAGUAGUUUACAGUCGUGGGCUUAUAGAAUACCAAACUGAAAUCUUUCCUCAGUCUGCCAUAGACUUAAGCUUUUUCAUUUGUUACCAAUAUCCAUGACAUUCAGUGGCCUUGUGCAAAUACGAUAUGUUGCUUAGGCAUAUCUUUUGUCCUAUGCAGAACAUUUCAUUUUGACUUUUAUGAAAAAUUGCAAUUCAUGUAAUUUAUAUAAACUUUUUAAAUGUAGAAACUUUUUACUUCCACAAUUUUGGGGACACUAGAAUAAAAGGCUUCAAUACUCUGCGUCCUGUGGCCCCUCCCUCCUUUUUUUUUAAUUGCUUCUUUGACUCAAAUCAUGUUGGCCUGUGCUAGUCAGUCUAUUUAGAAGCAUAGUGUAUCCUUACUCUUGAAAUUUGCUCUGCUGAAUGCUGUUUUAUGAUGAUGUUUUCCCUAUAACUUCAGUUAACCAUUCUUAUUCCUGUAUUAUGUCUAAUAUUUGACAGUUGUUUAAAUAAAAAGAACUUUAUAAUGAAACAGAUACUUCAGAGGACUGGUCCAGGGACCUAUGUCAGGAUGAGCUGAACUGGUAAAUAAUUUUAAGUAAUUAUGAUGAGCUUCAUGUAUUAGGUUUAUGACAAUUAGAGCAAUUUACAUGAUAGGUGGGACAUACAUUAAAAUGUUUAGAUAUUUUGCUUCUAUAGAUACCACUUUAAUAAAAUAUCAAUUUAAUUUUACUUGUUUUUUUAUCUAGUUAGUAAGGACUUGAACAGACUUUACUGAGACAAAUUUACUGCCCCUUUAGGAGCUCUUCCCAUAGUCGUAAUGCCGCAGCGUGAUAAUGAUCAGUAAUCUGAGAGGAUACUGUUUUUCUCUUCGUCUUUGACUUGCAUAUCCCUUCUCUUGAAUCCAGGCAUCUUCUGGAUCUUGGCUCCAUUUGUAUACUGCUUUCUUAUGACCCCAAAUCAUCAUAGAUGGUGCCUUGAGUAUUGCACCUGUACUUAAAGACAGCCUGAUGCUUUGAGGAAAGCUCACUGAUUAUCUUUCAUUUCUACCCAUCCCAAAAAGCAGAAAAGCACCAAAAUCAGUAGUGCUAAUUUGCAAUGUUAAGAAAUAGGACAAAACAGGUUACUCUACAAUAUGUGUAAUUAUUGUAGGGUCAAAUUAAGAAUUAUAAAAUAGUGCUCACUUCAGCAGCACUAAGAUUGAACGAUAGAUUAGCAUGGCCCUGUGUAAGGAUGACACAUUCAUGAAGCAUUCCAUAUUUUAAAGGAAAAAAAAGAAUUACAAAAUACCCCUGAAGUAGAAUUUCUGUAAUAUUUCUAGUCUUUUUAAUGAAUAUGUAUAAGCUAUCACCAUUAAGUCUACACAUUGGAGAAGAUUAAUCUGACAUAUCAGAGACCAUGUUGUUCUUGACCGUGAUAAGACUCCUGCUGUGACUCCUGUGGUUUGUGACACGUGAUGUAACCUCUGCCUGAAUUUUAGUUUGUAAAAUACAAUGCUGAUAUUUAACCUACCUCGAAACUUGAGGAUCUGUGAAAUACUGAGUAAGUGCCCAAAAUGAAAUAUUGUUGAUUGUCUUUUUAUUAAAAGUAAAUUUCCUCAUUAAACCAACCUGCCUUCUGUAAAGUCACAAUGCUUAAAAUCUCAGGAAUUUCCAUUAGGAAAGACCUGUCAUUAAGGAUUUGUAGGUAUAAUUGCUUAGCCUCUACUAUUGGUGCUCGGGAUAAAGAGGUUUUAAACUUUUCUAUUUUUGGUUCUGCCUCAAUGAUCAGUUUAUUGAAGACAUUUGCAGGCUGUUUCACCAUUGCUAGAAUGAAGAUUUUGACUAGAUGAGUUUAAUCAUAAUCAUUCAUUUCUAUGGUUUCAGAGUUGUGAUUUGAGAAAUAGCUUGUUUUAAUCACUGUCCUGUUUAUUAUAAAUUAAUGCUGAAGUAAAGCAGAGAUACCAAAUACUUCAUGAAAGUAUUGACUAACGUCUGAAAUAAAUUACCUGUUUCAUGUCUAGUAACUCUUACUUGAUGGUACAAUUUUGAGAAACACUUUUGAAAGCUAUGGCUGACUAAAAUAAUUGUAGCUCCUGGCAUUUGGGAUGGUAAUGAUUGGUGGAUUGUUUUUGAUGAACUGGAAGGAGCAUGUUUGCCUUAUUUACAAGUUAUUCAGUCCUCUUGUGCUGCUGACCUAAAAAUAUGUCUUAACUAUUCAUCAAGGAAGGCAGGUCUCUACUUGUUAUUAUACUUCAAUAGUUGGAAUUAGUUGCUCUUUACUUGAUGUGACAAAACCAUACCUCUGAAUAUAUAAUUGAUACUUUUUACCAAAUCAGACAUGUAUUUUUUUUUUCAAUCCAAAUUAGUGGAGUUUUAUCAAAGCUGAAAUGUAAUCUCAAACUGCUCUAAACUUGGUGUUUCGUGAGUCUGGGGCAGGCAGCCAUAGGAUGAACACAUCUGAGUGGCAACUGAAGCAGUUUUUCUGGUGGCCUUCUCAUAUUCCCCAAUAUUCAAACACAUUUCCACUCAUCAUUUUCCUCCUGCACCUCAUUUUACUUCAUCCCUAUCCUGACCUCCUAAGUCCCUGAUGGCUUUCCUUAAAUGGUGUUUAAGGCUGAUGAAUUAUCAUUCCUCACUAUCAUUCCUAAUAGACAAUUCAGUUUUCUAAAACACUAGUCUAAUCUGGAAAAUGACUAAUUUGAGCCACUGUUCCAACUCUGCAACUCAGCAUACACUGCCAGUCCUUCCCACCACACCUUGUAAAUUGAAACCUCAUUUUAAGAUUGUUAAAAUAAGGAUAAAAACACCAAUUUUAAUAGUUUUACUAGUUUUGGUCUUUUAAGUAGGUUGGCCUAUGAGUUUUAUUCUGCAAGUCACUGGUGGUCAUGAUAACCAUUAAUGUGUGUUUGUAUUGUUAUUUACCAACUAAAUAGCAUUUGAUAUUCUUUUAAUAUGCUCUCGCCUGUUACCACAUCUCUCACAUGUGAUGCAAUAGGACACUCCCCCUGUAUUAAAAGGGCCAAGAGUAAACGCCUUUUUUGUUGAACACAUCUAUAGAGUUGGCAGUUAAUGCUAAACUUUGUCGAAUAGCCCUUCCAAAAUUAUACUUGUGAAAUAUACAGAAAAAUAAAUUGAUCUACUUAAUUUGUAUUGAUUUAA